AAUACCUUAUAAUGUACGUAUUCGUGGAUUUCCACCUAAUUUCCAGAAUGUGACAAAAAUGACAUGGGAAUCCAUAGAUUUUCAUGCAACCAUUGCCGAGAUUGCUGUCGUGGCAGUGAGAGACUGGCAACUUCUUUAAUUGCACUGAUUAAUUAAUCUUCCCAUGUGUCGUUUUUCCAGCCCAAAGGACUGGAAAUGAAUGCUCAUGUGCAAUAUCUCUGAUGAUCUCUUCCUCAUGACGCACUGACAUAUAUAUAUCAUGCACUUAUAAUUUUCUAAUGGUAAUAUGUGUGUUGAGAGUGAGGAGGGGGUACUUAAAAAGACCAAUUAGCUGAUCCGUAGGUUGAUAUAUAAUUUGGCGCGCGUAUGAGCAAAGAGAAGUAGUUGGCGUGUAUAUAAAGAGGACGAUUGUGUUGUUUCUUGAAGAGAGCAAAUGCAAAGAACUCUGUGUAGAUUCUUGUCGUAAACGCUAGCUAUGAUCUGGAACAUGUGGAACUGAGGGAGGUUCAUCCAUGCAAUCCCCAAGUCUCCGUCAGUGACAUCUCUCUAACACCUUUCAUUGUUAAUUAAUGCAUACAAAUUACAAAAAGAUUAUAUAGCCUGCUGGCAUCUUAUAUUCGCAAGUAGUACUGAAACAACUGCAUCAGAAACACACUUCCAACCAGCUUGGAGUUAGAUCAAAUUUAACAUUGAAGUUGAUCAUUGGCACUCAAUAUCAUGGCUGAUGAGGACAGUAGUUUACGUUCAGCUGAGAGAAAGUACUGGAAGAGGAUGCCAAUCUUUGUUUUCUUUAGAGAUGCAAGACUGGUUUUCAAGUUGGAUACUCUAGGUUGGGAGAUACUGGGCAUAGCAUUACCUGCUGCCCUCGCCGUGGCUGCUGAUCCCAUUGCUUCUCUGAUCGACACUGCAUUUAUUGGUCAUAUAGGACCAGUGGAACUUGCAGCUGCAGGAGUCUCUAUUGCCUUGUUUAAUCAAGCUUCGAGGAUUACCAUAUUCCCACUGGUCAGCAUUACAACUUCUUUUGUUGCUGAGGAGGAUACUGUUGCAAGAAUCGUUGUCAAAGAAGCAGAUAGGGGCUCUGGUAAGCACAGUGAAACAAAGGAGUGCACACCCGAAGUUGACAAUAUGCUUGAGGAUAUGGAAAAAGGUGAAGCCGAAAAAAAGGGACAUCGUCAGAACUUGGAAAACAGUUCAGUGGAAAACAGUGAAAUGAAAGAGUUUAUGCCGGAGGCUCUGAAGCUCGACUUGGAAAAAGGUUCAACCAAACAAAAUCAUGUCGACAAUGCGGAAAGCAGUAGUACUUCAGCCCAAGAGAGUCAAAACAAAGAAUUAAUGCAGCCAAGUUCUACGCUAGCGGAUCAUCAUAUGGACAAAGAUGCAGCAACAAAAUCAGAAAAUGAUUUCGACCCAACUGUGGACAGCAAAUCUGCUAUUGGCUGCUGCAGCAGCAAAAAGAAGACCAAAACCAAAACGGAGAAGCGACAUAUUGCUUCAGCAUCUACAGCACUACUUUUUGGUGCAGUCCUUGGCGUCGUUCAAGCUGUAGUGCUUGUUUUUGGGGCCAAACCUCUCUUGCAUGUGAUGGGUGUGAAAUCUAGUUCACCUAUGCUAGCCCCAGCCCUGAAAUACUUGAAAUUGAGAUCACUCGGUGCUCCUGCAGUUCUUCUAUCGUUGGCCAUGCAAGGGAUCUUUCGAGGGUUUAAGGAUACAAAAACUCCUCUAUAUGUCAUUGUUGUGGGAUAUUCAACAAACAUCAUUUUGGACCCGAUACUUAUCUUUGUCUUGCGUAUGGGCAUCAGCGGUGCAGCAAUUGCACAUGUUCUUUCCCAGUACUUGAUUUUGUCAAUCCUCCUGUGCAUGUUAAUGAGAAAAGUUUAUCUCUUACCCCCAAGUCUUAAGCAAUUGCAGUUUGGUCGAUUUCUCAAAAAUGGUGGUCUGCUAUUAGCAAGAGUUGUAGCUGUGACAUUCUGUGUGACGUUGGCAGCCUCAUUGGCAGCACGGUUGGGUCCAACGCCUAUGGCUGCAUUCCAGACUUGCUUGCAGGUCUGGUUGACAUCAUCCCUUCUCUCAGAUGGCUUGGCUGUUGCUGGACAGGCAAUUCUAGCCUGUGCAUUUGCUGAGAAAGACUACAAGAAAGCAACCGCUACUGCAAACAGAGUAUUACAGAUGAGUUUUACUCUAGGGGUGGGGCUUGCUCUUCUUGUCGGAAUUGGUCUGUACUUUGGAGCAGGGAUCUUCUCCAGAGAUGUUAACGUUCUACACCUUAUAAAAAUAGGACUCCCUUUUGUUGCUGCUACACAACCGAUCAACUCAUUAGCUUUUGUGUUUGAUGGAGUGAACUUUGGAGCGUCUGAUUUUGCCUAUUCUGCGUACUCUUUGGUUCUUGUGGCCGCAGCAAGCAUUACAACCUUGUUCAUUCUUUACAAAAGUAACGGAUUUCUAGGAAUCUGGAUUGCUCUAACCGUCUACAUGUUUCUGCGCACAUUUGUUGGUAUUUGGAGGAUGGGCACUGGUACAGGACCUUGGGGCUUUCUCAGGAGUCGAUCGUUCUGGUCCUAGCCAGGCAUUCCAACGACCUCAACCAACAUCUUUACGCUGCCCCUUUUUUUUUUUCUUCUUCUUCUUCUUCUCAUGCCAUGUAAUUGGUACUCAAGACCCUAAUAUUUCUUCGCAUUUGUCGCACUACUCCUUAAUUAUUUGUAUCAGUGUUGGACCUAUAUAUUAAUAUAUGUUCCUGUUACAACGUUA
Molecule: messenger RNA, 2748 nt
Organism: Juglans microcarpa x Juglans regia
Lineage: Eukaryota; Viridiplantae; Streptophyta; Magnoliopsida; Fagales; Juglandaceae
Product: protein DETOXIFICATION 43-like
Exons: 15
Coding region: 718-2559 (613 amino acids)
Biological process (GO): transmembrane transport
Cellular component (GO): membrane
Molecular function (GO): xenobiotic transmembrane transporter activity; antiporter activity; citrate transmembrane transporter activity
Source: RefSeq, a predicted model, not a curated record